Molecule: messenger RNA, 3378 nt
Organism: Anoplopoma fimbria (sablefish)
Lineage: Eukaryota; Metazoa; Chordata; Actinopteri; Perciformes; Anoplopomatidae
Gene: bace2
Product: beta-secretase 2
Exons: 9
Coding region: 304-1827 (507 amino acids)
Biological process (GO): amyloid-beta metabolic process; membrane protein ectodomain proteolysis
Cellular component (GO): membrane; trans-Golgi network; endosome
Molecular function (GO): aspartic-type endopeptidase activity
Source: RefSeq, a predicted model, not a curated record
CGCAGUUUUCCAACUGUUGGUUAAAUGGCAGCAAAACUUCCCCGAGUCGGAGCCCGGCCGCCGUCAAACAGUUAUUAAAGUGUCAGCCAUACUGUUUGUGAAUCAUGUCUGCUUGGUUUCCAUCUUUUUUUGACCUGUUAGAGGCAGUGUUUUCGCGACUAGAGGCGUUUCCAUGAUGGCCAAACUGAAAACUUCAGGAGCAAACUUAGAGCAAGGAGCUUGAGUCCUCUCUUCUUCUUCUUCUUCUUCUUCAUCUUUAUUUUUUAUUUUUUUUUUCCCUCACAAGACAAACUUGACACCGUCAUGGCACACUGUGCUUCUGUCUCGAUGUGGGCAUUUGUUUUUAGUCUCUACUUCGGCGUGUCAGUGUGUUACUUCGCUAUUCCCCUCAGAAUAUACACGGGGAGAUACAACAUCUCCUCGGAUGCGGGUUUGACCCGGAGAGUCGCGAUGACGUCGGAUGGUACCGGCCUGUCCCUGGCUUCUGAUCCGACCGGCCCCGUGGACUUUCUGGACAUGGUGCACAACCUGCAAGGGGACUAUGGCAGAGGCUACUACAUAGAGAUGUCCAUUGGCACUCCUGGUCAAAAGGUGAACAUCCUGGUGGAUACCGGAAGUAGUAACUUCGCCGUGGCUGCAGCUCCACACCCGUUUAUUACACACUACUUCGACACGGCGCUCUCCAGUACCUACCAGACAUCUGGCCGGACUGUGGCUGUCCGGUACACUCAGGGCAACUGGGAAGGUGAACUGGGCACUGACCUUUGCGCCGUUACCAAAGGCCCAAAUGGGACCGUCACCAUCAACAUAGCCGCCAUCCUGUCAUCUGAGGGCUUCUUCCUUCCUGGGGUCAACUGGCAAGGCAUCCUGGGACUCGCCUACCCGAUGCUGGCAAGACCUGACUCGUCCGUGGAGCCCUUCUUCAACUCUUUCGUGAAACAGCUGGGAAUUCCUGACAUCUUCUCCCUCCAGAUGUGUGGAGCUGGAAUUUCAGCCAGCAGCACAGUGGACCCCCCUGGAGGAAGUCUUAUCAUGGGAGGGGCUGAACCAACUCUGUAUCGGGGGUCCGUGUGGUACACCCCUAUAGUAGAGGAGUGGUACUUCCAAGUGGAGGUUUUGAAGCUGGAGGUUGGCGACCAGAAUCUGGACCUGGACUGUAGAGAGUAUAACAUGGAUAAAGCUAUAGUUGACAGUGGGACCACGCUGCUGCGCCUUCCUGUCAAUGUCUUCAAUGCGGUGGUAGAAGCCAUCACACGCAGCUCUCUGAUCCAGGACUUCUCUUCAGGGUUCUGGGAUGGCAGCAAGCUUGCAUGCUGGAUGAAGGGAGAGACCCCCUGGAGGUUUUUCCCCAAACUGUCCAUCUACCUAAGGGCCACGAACACCAGCCAGUCCUUCCGCAUCACCAUCCUGCCUAAGCUGUACAUUCAGCCAAUCACAGACGUGGACGGCACGUUGGACUGCUUCCGCUUCGGGUUGUCUUCGUCAGCUAAUGGCCUGGUGAUCGGCGCCACUGUUAUGGAAGGCUUCUACGUGGUGUUCGACCGCGCCCAGCGGAGACUGGGCUUCGCGCUCAGCAGCUGUGCAGUGAGCGACGGAGAGGCUCUUUCAGAGAUCGCAGGGCCCUUCUCUGCAGCAGACGUGGCGGCCAACUGCUCUGGCGGGCCUCUGAAGGAGCCUCUGAUGUGGGUGAUCUCCUACGCCCUGAUGGGUGUCUGCGCAUUGGUCCUCAUCAUCCUGCUGCUCCUGCUGGUCCUGCCCUGCCGCCACAGGAACCGCUCCGGGGAGAUUACCGACGAGUCCUCCCUGGUCCGCCAUCGCAUCAAGUGACUGAGGGGAAACGGACGGGCGGACAGGGCCAACGGCGAGCCGAGCCCAUCCACUGCGGUGCAGAAGGGGGUGAGGCCCGGCCUGCACCAAACAGUGACCCGCGCCUCUGAAUGUCUGACUGACUCUAGAAUCCACUCGACGGCUUGGUCCGUUGAGAUAGACACAGACAGAUCCACCGCCUCUUGACAGGAAAAUCAAGCCCCAAAAACUCUUCUUCAAAACAGCUGUUGGUGACGUUUUUUUAUGGAUCCAAUUUCUUGUUUGACAGUGACUAUUGCUUAUUCUCACUGAUAAUUGGUGAUACCAUGUCAUGUGUGACACGGGGGAAUACAUUCAACUUAGUAGUAGAAGAAGAACAGAUAUGCAACUUCUCCACUUACUCUAGUAAGCCAACAACAUGAUGUAGCUACAGAGCAGUUUUUAGUAAUGGGUAUGACUUACUUUUUCUCAACUGUAAAGGCUCUUUUGCUAUCAGUAUUGCUCUGCCCGUAAACUACAGACACAGAUGGAAGGGUGAACCAAAGUAUAAAACACUUAAUCACCAAAUAAACUACAGACGCACACUAAACAGCACACCAGCAAUGAUCUAUGACAGUAUCAUAACAGCUGAGGGUGGAAUCUUCCUUAUAGACAACCUUAAGGACACCAGGUGGGGUGACGUAAACACUUCCUGCUCAACAACCAUUGGUGCAUUCUUUACAUUUUUUAAAGUUACUGUUUUUCUUUCCAGGCAAACUGCAUUAAUACUUUCUAAGGUCAUACAACCUCUUAAGAUGUGCCUUUACAGUCUGUUUUUUUACAGUCUGUGAUCGGUGAAGGAAUAUUUCUUGUGCCUUCUUAUAUUUUGACGUUAACCUUCAGUCCUCUAUGCAGGAGUUAAGGGGAAAAGCUGCUGAAGCGAUCACUGUUAAUAGGAAGGAUAUUACUAGAGGUUAUACGCGUUUACAGUGCCUGUAGUGCCUUUAUGUCUCAGCUCACUGCUUUAACUAAAUGAUAGACAGUAUCGGCAGUUUGAGACAUAAUCUGCUAAAUUGCACUUUGUUUCUUUCAUCAAUCAAAAGUGUAUUAUAAAGCUAAAGAUCAAUAUUUCUCAAUCUGUUAUGCAAUUUGUUGUAUUAAUGUAAUCUUACUAAUUCUCCAUGUCCAAGUUUGUAUUUAAAUCUUUUUGAAUGUGAUUGUAUUAUGCCAAAUGUUUCCUUUUUAGACACUAGAUAUUCAAGGGUACAUAUUUAUAAUGCGUAUUUUAUACAAACACUAAAUCAGACGAUUUAUUUUGGAGCUGACACAUUGGAUACACGUGCUGAUUCUGGGUUCCUGUGGACUGCAGGCAGUUUUCUUGCAAAGCUGAACGACUUGUUGGCAACAAAAAGUUGUCAAGCGUUAUGUUACAGUUUCUUCAAACAGAGUUUCAGAGUUUUAAGUUGCCAAAUUGAAGCAACACUUGAAUCUUUGGAUGUCACCUAUUUAUAAUUGUAUUUCUUUUUCAGUGCCAAAAUCGUACUUGUGCUGUUAAUAAAAGAACUUGGGACGCAAUCAAAGAUGUAAAUCCUU